AUGUUCUGGAGAAGCAAACCAUAUAUCCUUCAACUCUUUAAGCCUACUCUCGAAGAAUGGGAUGCUGAGGAUAAUUUACGAAAAUGCGAUGAAGUAAAAUGGCGUGAACAAAAUUUAAGUGCUAUUCCCGGUGAUUUGAAAGAGAAAUUCGUUACAAUUAUACCACUGGGAGGCGGAUGGUAUGUGCUAUGUCCUAAGACUAAAAGCGAAGCAAUGGAUAUCGAGAAAAACUACCACGCAAAACGCUUUCCGGUCCAAAAAGGUAUCGGCAAUCGACUCUCACUCACCGGCUCAGAUUUCUGCUCUAUGGAGCACGACAAGAGAGUGAAAGAUUGCCAGGCGGCCUGCAAUGCUUACGCGGAAGUUUUCGAGGAAAAAUGGAAGAUAAGGGAACCAUACUGGGAAAAUAGACAGAAAGCAUUCCACACAGCAUUCGGAGUAUGGCGAUCGAGGAUGAGAGUCGUGCUGAAGUGGAAAAGUCACGAAUCUUGGGUUCACUGUAUAAUUGAAUGCAUGAAUGCUUACGAAGUAGACUGGUUGAUCUACGGGAGGCAGCUUAAGUAA
Messenger RNA from Talaromyces stipitatus ATCC 10500, 564 nucleotides. RefSeq lists its product as uncharacterized. Bases 1 to 564 code for a protein of 187 amino acids. The record is from RefSeq and is a predicted model, not a curated record. The transcript is spliced from 2 exons. NCBI's taxonomy places the organism in Eukaryota, Fungi, Ascomycota, Eurotiomycetes, Eurotiales, Trichocomaceae.